Molecule: messenger RNA, 657 nt
Organism: Notechis scutatus (mainland tiger snake)
Lineage: Eukaryota; Metazoa; Chordata; Lepidosauria; Squamata; Elapidae
Source: RefSeq, a predicted model, not a curated record
UUUCGGCUUCUUGGUCGGUCACUUACCCGGACAGUCUGUCGGCUGUCCAGGGUUCUUGUGCCGUGCUCCCCUGCAAGUUCAGCUUCCCAAGUGGGGUUUCCGACACCAAUGGGAUCGUGGCCAUCUGGUUCAAAGAUGUGGAUACGCAGUCGGUCACCGUUUUCCACUCCAAGUCUCCGGAGACGAUCGAUGCUCGCUUUCGAAGCCGCGCCGAACUGCUGGGUGACCCCCUUAAACGCAACUGCACCCUGCUCCUGCGACACUUGACGAUGGAAGAUGUUGGCAAGUAUUCCUUCCGGUUCGAAGUGGUCAAGGCGAAUAGUUGGACGGAGAAGAAGCAGCUCCAGCUGACCAUCACUGAUAAUCCUGAUACACCCACCAUUGCUGCCCCCGGAGACCUGAAGGAAGGAGUUCUGGAGACCUUUAAGUGUUCCAGUCCGUACGUCUGUCCCUAUGACCACAGCUCCCUGAGAUGGUUUGGCUAUGACCCUGAGAUCUCAAGUGUAUCUGGAACAGUCCAGCUGGACACCACGACAGCCAUCUCUAAGCAAACCCUCCAAACGACACUGACCUGGAAGAACCACCAACAGAAGUUGGUCUGUGAAGCAUGGGUCGGGACCAAGAAGGCCAGAGGGGAAGUUAUUCUCCAUGUAGGAC